This is a messenger RNA of Rana temporaria (common frog), 1380 nucleotides long. RefSeq names its product magnesium transporter 1 (gene MAGT1). NCBI's taxonomy places the organism in Eukaryota, Metazoa, Chordata, Amphibia, Anura, Ranidae. The transcript has 10 exons. The record is from RefSeq and is a predicted model, not a curated record. Gene Ontology annotation, cellular component: oligosaccharyltransferase complex. Bases 50 to 1042 code for a protein of 330 amino acids.
UGAUGACGUAGGACGCCGGUGUCGGUGAGGAGAGGAGGAAGUGGAGGAGAUGGAGGCGGCGAGCAGAAUGUUCCUGGUGGCCGGGAUGGUUCUCAUCCUGUGCGGGGCCGUGUCCGAGGGACAGAAGAAGAAGGAGAUGUUGUUGUCGGAGAAGGUCGGUCAGCUGAUGGAUUGGGCCAGUAAGAGACCCGUCAUCCGUAUGAAUGGCGAUAAAUUCCGACGGCUCAUCAAAGCUCCGCCCAGAAAUUAUUCCAUCGUUGUCAUGUUCACCGCUCUGCAGUCCCACCGACAGUGUGCCGUGUGCAAACAAGCCGAUGAAGAAUUCCAAAUUCUGGCCAAUUCCUGGCGCUACUCCAGCGCCUUCACCAACCGAAUAUUCUUCGCCAUGGUGGACUUUGAUGAAGGAUCCGACGUUUUCCAAAUGCUAAACAUGAACUCCGCCCCGACCUUCAUUCAUUUCCCCCCCAAAGGGAAACCCAAAAGAGGCGACACGUAUGAGCUGCAGGUGCGAGGAUUUGCUGCAGAGCAGAUCGCUCGAUGGAUCGCCGACCGGAGCGACGUCAAUAUCCGUGUAAUAAGACCUCCGAGUUAUGCGGGUCCGCUGAUGCUGGGCUUGCUGUUGGCUGUGAUUGGUGGAUUGGUGUAUUUACGGAGAAGUAACCUCGACUUCCUCUAUAACAAGACUGGAUGGGCCUUGGCUGCUCUGUGUUUUGUGUUGGCGAUGACUUCUGGACAAAUGUGGAAUCACAUCCGGGGACCGCCGUAUGCGCACAAGAACCCACAUAACGGCCAAGUGAGUUACAUUCAUGGAAGCAGCCAAGCGCAGUUUGUGGCCGAGACGCACAUUGUCUUGUUGUUUAACGGCGGCGUCACGCUGGGGAUGGUCCUUCUACACGAAGCCGCCACUUCUGAUAUGGAUGUAGGGAAGCGGAAAAUCAUGUGUAUGGCUGGAAUGGGUCUGGUGGUUCUUUUCUUCAGCUGGCUGCUGUCUGUGUUCCGAUCCAAAUAUCACGGAUACCCCUACAGCUUCCUGAUGACAUAGACGGACUGGGAGGCGGCUGUGAUGGAACUCUGGGAAGGAUUCCUGCGGAUCGUCUUGCGCUGACAGAGAUUUGGGGGGCGGACGGUCCCGGCGGCGGCGGCGGGACGUUUUCUGCUCCUCCCAUUGGUUGGGGAAUGAGACUGUGAACCAAAGAUUUCAUGCAGUGCCUUAGCAGUGAGAUCCUCGAACUCCCACUCUUCUAGUGUCCUCCUCUCCUGAUCCUUCCACCUCUCCAUGGCGUGGUCACCGCGCUCCUGCCGCGGGUGCCGACAUUCGCACAGCAUUGUGGGAUUUCACCUCUUUAUAUUUCAGAUAAUAAAAUGAAGAUCGGGAAGUUU